This is a messenger RNA of Verticillium alfalfae VaMs.102, 1101 nucleotides long. Its product is annotated as uroporphyrinogen decarboxylase. Gene Ontology annotation, cellular component: cytosol. The transcript has 4 exons. Gene Ontology annotation, biological process: heme biosynthetic process. Gene Ontology annotation, molecular function: uroporphyrinogen decarboxylase activity. Bases 1 to 1101 code for a protein of 366 amino acids. Lineage: Eukaryota; Fungi; Ascomycota; Sordariomycetes; Glomerellales; Plectosphaerellaceae. The record is from RefSeq and is a predicted model, not a curated record.
AUGGCUCACGACUUCCCCCCUCUGAAGAAUGACCUGCUGCUGCGGGCAGCACGCGGUGAGGUCGUUGAGCGACCCCCCUGCUGGAUCAUGCGACAAGCCGGCCGCUAUCUCCCCGAGUACCACGAAGCGAAGGGCACCAAUGACUUCUUCGCGUGCUGUCGCUCUCCCGAGAUCGCCUCAACCCUGACGCUCCAGCCGAUCGACCGCUUCGACGGCCUCCUCGAUGCGGCCAUCAUCUUCAGCGACAUCCUCGUCAUCCCGCAGGCGCUCGGCAUGACGGUCGAGAUGGUCGACAAGAAGGGUCCGCACUUUCCCAGCCCCCUCACGGGGCCCGAGGACCCCCAGUACGCCUCGGUCAUGGCCGUCGACCUGCCGACGGCGGCGGCCGAGCUCGACUACGUCUACAAGGCCAUCACGAUGACGCGGCACAAGCUCGCCGGCCGCGUGCCCCUCAUCGGCUUCUGCGGCGCCCCCUGGACGCUGCUCUGCUACAUGGUCGAGGGCGGCGGCACCAAGCUCUUCAUCCAGUCCAAGAAGUGGGUGUACCGCCACGCCGACGCCGCGCGCGCCCUGCUCCAGAAGAUCGCCGACCUCUGCGUCGAGUACCUGGCGCUGCAGGUCCAGGCCGGCGCCCAGGCCGUCAUGGUCUUCGACAGCUGGGCCGGCGAGCUCGGCCCCCGCGAGUUCGCCAGCUUCAGCGAGCCCUACCUCGCCCACAUUGCCGCCCACCUGCCCGCCAAGCUGCGCAGCCUCGGCCUCGACCCCGUGCCCAUGACCGUCUUCCCCAAGGGCGCCUGGCACGCCCUCGGCCGCGCCUGCGACCUUGGCUACGACGCCGUCGGCAUCGACUGGAUGCAGGACCCCGCCGAGGCCGUCCGUAUCCGCGGCGACCGCCGUGUCGCGCUGCAGGGCAACGCCGACCCCGGCGUGCUAUACGGCACCAAGGAGGAAAUGACGCGCGCCGCCCAGGUCAUGGUCGACGGCUUCUGGAAGGAGAAGAAGGGCUGGAUCUGCAACCUUGGACACGGCAUCACACCCGGCGUCAACCCGGAUGAUCUCAAGUUCUUCCUCUCGGAAGUCCACCGCUUGACGCAGCAGUAG